AUGCCAAUCAAGUGCUUGGUUCCCAGGAGGCGGCGCUCCCCCAUUUGGUUGCUUGUGUUGGCGCAGUGCGGGAAACAACGCAAGACGAAUCACGCCCCCGAAAGACAAGCGAACAGCGCCUGCAAACGCUCCGAGCGCCUGAAGCAGACCGUGGUGGCCGAUCAGGAAGGAGCAGAAACCCAGGAAGAAGUGCUAACAGCGGAGCUGGCGAUGGACCGACCGACAUGGUGCGACACCAUGAACGGCAAUUGGCGGCGAGGGAAGACCGAAGGGGAGUCAAGCAGGCGAAACCUUGUCGACCUGACGCGCACACCCGACAGUUCCUACGAUGAUGAAAGAGAAGACGAACGUCGGAAUCUCGAUGCGAAACCGAAGAACAAGAAACUCGACUACAUGGCCCAGGCCAAGAGGAGCAUGCACACCGACUGA
Messenger RNA from Aphanomyces astaci, 429 nucleotides. RefSeq lists its product as hypothetical. The record is from RefSeq and is a predicted model, not a curated record. NCBI's taxonomy places the organism in Eukaryota, Oomycota, Saprolegniomycetes, Saprolegniales, Verrucalvaceae. The transcript is spliced from 2 exons. The coding region runs from base 1 to 429 and encodes 142 amino acids.